AUGGCGCAUUGGCCCAAUCCAGAACAUAGAGUAGAGAUUGUAUCUCUCCUCUAUGAUCCAGAAGUGACCAGAAGUUCGUUCCCGUAUGCAACUCGUAUGCGAGGGCCUACUGGGGCCCAGCCUGCCACAGCCUGCCGAAUGCGAUGUGUGUGUUAUUGGGUCUUGUUUGUGCACUUCUUAUCAAUGUCUGCUGCUUUUCUUUACAUAUUCCCUGCUCGUGUGUUACGACGUACUAUUACAAUGCAUGUUAAAGUUCCUGAAGAUGUUCCUGCUCUAGUACUUUUGAAUGCUGCAUUAUGGGGAUUUUUUUCAUUGCAACUGUUUUGGGCUCCUGCCAGUGUUGCUGUUCGUCACUUGACCUGCAGAGUUGGUCGCCGUCGACAAGACCUUCUUAAUGCUGUCCUCUUUCCUGCUCGUGAUGCUGUACUAGCUGAAUUACGUGCUUUACGCAAUCGUGUUCGUCAGCGAGAAGCUGAACAGUUACAUCCGCUUAAUGUACAUAAUUUUACAGAACAACAGAGAUUGCAGUUGGCACAUAAUGCUAGCAAAAAUACUUUGUUUCAAACAAUUAAGUGUGUUAUGGCUAUUAAACGUCAACUCAAGCGUCGCAGAGAAAAAAAGGAAGCUGAAACUAUUGCAUCUUCCAUUGUAGAAGACUUAGUGAAAUUAUAGACUGAGGACUUACCUUUACAGGUGCUAAGAUUGUUCCUGAUGUAGAGGAUGCUUUGCUUUGAUAGCAUUUAAAUUAAGAGUUCAGAUACCUUAAUCAAGAGUUACCUUACACAGAUUUAUUGUGGUUAGUCUCAUCCUUUGCAAUGCUUUUUGUUUUGUUUUGUUAGAAUGUGCUUAAUAUAAAAUAAAUUAUUAUAUUUUGGGGACAUCAUGUGUUCAAAAGUUUUUGAAGUGUUCUUAUGCCCUUGAAGAUAUGGUUCACUUGAAGUUGAUGAACCAUAAUGUACUCAAUGUUCUCAGCUUGUCACUUUGUGCUUAAAAGGAAUUUACCUUCGAUUGCCUGUUGGGAAAACUAAAUAAAUAUUAAUAAAAUAAUUUUUAAUUUUCAAAACAAUUUUACUCAGCCCUCUCCAUUUUUUAUUUGCUUAUCUAUGUUCUAAUUUAAAGUUGAAUUCAGUUCAAUUCAAGUGGGUAUCAAAUCGAAAGAAUUAAAUUAAUUUUUCUUGUGUGGUUUAGACAGAGUAGUUUCUCUAUUGAGAGGGAUUCUUAAUUGCCAGAUCAGCAGAGAUCCAAAAAAAAAAAACAAAUUUAAUGUGUAAAUAUAAAAAUUACAAAUUGUAUUACAUACGUUUCUGUAUUUGCAUUUAAUUUAUUUUAAUAGUACAACACAUCAGUCUGUGAUUUAAUUAUAAUGUGAAAGCUAUAUUAUUGUUACCUAAUUGAAGUAGAUAUUUAUAGUUUUAUGCUGUUAUACUUAACAUGAGGAUUUUUAAGACUAUUGAAAUGGAGUAUAUUUGUUCCAUGUUUAAAGAAUUAAGUGCUCAAAAAUACACAUUUGUGGUAGUUGCACCUUUUUGUGCCUAUUGCUGUGUUAGUAUUUUGGACUUGAGUACUUGUAUGUUGUUGACUAUUAAAAUAUAUUGCAGUGAAUUGUUGAAUAAAAUGAUUUCGUGCAA
Gryllus bimaculatus (two-spotted cricket) is the source of this 1628-nucleotide messenger RNA. The record is from the annotation of a GenBank genome assembly. NCBI's taxonomy places the organism in Eukaryota, Metazoa, Arthropoda, Insecta, Orthoptera, Gryllidae.